AUCGAGAGUUGAGACUAAGAAUACCGCAUGUGAUAUGCGUUUACACGCGGGAUUUUUGAACGCCCAUCCAUCUAGUGUUUACUGUCCUGAGAUUCCCUUUACUUUUGAAUAUAUAAAAGAAUUAAGGUGA
Molecule: messenger RNA, 130 nt
Organism: Racocetra persica
Lineage: Eukaryota; Fungi; Glomeromycota; Glomeromycetes; Diversisporales; Gigasporaceae
Source: the annotation of a GenBank genome assembly